GCGAUCGGUCCAAUGAAUUUAGAAUUGCUUGGACCCUUUUCAACCCCAAUGGAGACCGAUGUUCGGUUAAUUACGGAGGAAAGAUGAUUGGGAGUGGUGGUUGUUUGAUCCGAGUGUAUGGCUCGGUGGUUGUUGGAGGCACUAUGAGGUUGCGAGCAAGCAUAGCGUGUUGGGUGAGGCGCUAUUACAUAGGUAGAGGCAAGGCGUUACGAGUCGGGUGA
Messenger RNA from Dovyalis caffra, 221 nucleotides. Lineage: Eukaryota; Viridiplantae; Streptophyta; Magnoliopsida; Malpighiales; Salicaceae. The record is from the annotation of a GenBank genome assembly.